Messenger RNA from Lactuca virosa, 759 nucleotides. NCBI's taxonomy places the organism in Eukaryota, Viridiplantae, Streptophyta, Magnoliopsida, Asterales, Asteraceae. The record is from the annotation of a GenBank genome assembly.
AUGAUGAUGAGGUUUAAAAACUCCAAUUUUCUUAUGGCAAAAAGAUCAAAACUUGCUCAGAAAAAUAAAGAUCGGUCAGGUUGUAUGUCGGGUAUUGUAAGCAUUUUUGCUUUCCGCCAUGGCCGGAUUACCAGACAACUGCUUUCAGAUCAUGCUACACACAUUACUGAAAGUACCAUCGGUACUUCGUAUCCUAAUUCCGACGUGAACUCAAUUACGGAUUCAGAAGAGAUGAUGCAUCUUUGGAUUGAAUCUCAGAACGUUGAUCAGAAAGCUAAAACGGCUGUGAAGGAACUCAUGGAAGAAGAAGAAACGCAUACGCAUGGCGUUUUAGAAUGCGAAGAGAGCCACGAGUCUAUGGAUUAUCGUCAAAUUUCUAAAGAUCAACCAGUUCCAUCUCAAUAUUGUCACUUUGAAGAUCUAAUGAACGAGCUCUUGUUGAUCCAUCAGAAGAAAAACGAAGAAUUACAAAACCCAAAAUCACUCGAAAGAUCAAACUCGUUACAGAAUGAACGAAGCAAUCCAAGCUCAAACGACGUCGUUUCCCGUAAACACCGGAACUUCUUCAGAAGAAGAAGCAAGUCUCACGAAUGUAUAUCCUUCGAAAACGACAGCUCUCUUCUACCUUCAAGCACGACCAAUGGGUUUCAUAACGAAAGAAGUGUUUCCCAAUUUUCGUUCUCGGAAAUCAAGAAAAAAACUAAAGAACGCCAUUGGAAGAUCAAAAAGGGAUUUCGGAGAAAAACCAGUUGUUGUUGA